CCUCAAUUCACAGGAUACAUAAGGACUAAUCAAACAUUGAACCAGUCUCUAUCAGUUGCAGCAAUCAAUGACAUACACAAAAUAAUUGCUCCAAGAGCUAUUCGCUAUGGAUGAAAAUGAAGAUAAAGCACGGUGGAGACCAGAAUCCUCUCAUGGGUACGUUCAUCUGCUGUCUGCUGGCCGGUCCCAGUGGUACCUGUGUGCAGCACUGUGUGUUACCCUCACUCUCUCCUUGUCUCUGCUCAUCCUGAUGCCAAGUCGGUUUGGUAGUCUGGAGAUGAAGUUAUCUGAUUUGAAGAGAUCAGUAUUAAAUAUGACAGAACGUGUGUCCUUUCACUCAUCAAAACUACCGAAUAAAGUGGGCUGUCCUGAUGGCUGGAAUCUUCACAACUCCAGCUGCUACUUCUUCUCGGUUUACCCGGCUUCAUGGUACACAGCCCGAGACGCCUGUAGGUCUAUGGAUGCCACACUGCUCAUCCUAACUGACGAAGAAGAGUGGGUCUUUGUAAACAGAAUGAGUGUUGGUCGCCCCUUUUGGCUUGGCCUGUCAGAUGAGAGGACUGGAGAGUGGGAGUGGGUCAACGAGAGUCCUUACAUCAUGAACCGGAGUAAAUGGAUGCCAGGCCAACCUGAUAACUGGGCGGGGCAUUCUAUAGGGGGCACAGAGGACUGUGCCCAUAUCACAUCUGGGAAACUCAAUGACAACCACUGCACCGUUGCCUAUACAUUCAUCUGCAAAGCCAGACCAGCACCCAACUAAUAAAGCUAAACAUUUCUAGGCUUUAUGAUUAUAAAUAUAACUAACAGGAUUGGCUUGAAUUAAGCAAGUCCUGUUUUCUAUUUGAUUGUCACGUUUGUUGAUUUUUGCAUGCCAAAUAUGUGGUUUGCUGUAUUCCUGAUCUAAUACACCCAUAUAAAAAAUAUAUAUAUUUGUAAA
This is a messenger RNA of Oncorhynchus gorbuscha (pink salmon), 937 nucleotides long. RefSeq names its product C-type lectin domain family 10 member A-like. The coding region runs from base 107 to 760 and encodes 217 amino acids. NCBI's taxonomy places the organism in Eukaryota, Metazoa, Chordata, Actinopteri, Salmoniformes, Salmonidae. The record is from RefSeq and is a predicted model, not a curated record. The transcript is spliced from 6 exons.